GGUUUACCCGGCAUGAAAGGUGGACCUGGAGAGAAUGGUUUACCUGGAACACCAGGACCUAGAGGGUUACCUGGAGAGAGAGGAAAUGAUGGUUUACCUGGUUUACCUGGACAAGAUGGGCCACCGGGUUCAGAUGGUUUACCUGGUCUACCAGGUUUGAAAGGUGAUUCUGGUCUAUCUGGUUUACCUGGUUUGAAGGGUGACAGAGGUGAACCUGGUCUAAAUGGACUUCCUGGAGAAGCUGGUCUACCUGGUGAGUACAUUUGA
Messenger RNA from Lottia gigantea (owl limpet), 267 nucleotides. RefSeq lists its product as hypothetical. The annotation marks the transcript as partial. Lineage: Eukaryota; Metazoa; Mollusca; Gastropoda; Lottiidae. The record is from RefSeq and is a predicted model, not a curated record. The transcript is spliced from 2 exons.